Bolinopsis microptera is the source of this 2386-nucleotide messenger RNA. RefSeq lists its product as uncharacterized. The transcript is spliced from 16 exons. The record is from RefSeq and is a predicted model, not a curated record. Gene Ontology annotation, molecular function: protein binding. The coding region runs from base 57 to 1832 and encodes 591 amino acids. NCBI's taxonomy places the organism in Eukaryota, Metazoa, Ctenophora, Tentaculata, Lobata, Bolinopsidae.
AGGAAAGUGAUGUUAUGAAGUAGAAAAGGACAAAAAGAGGUGAUUAUCAAGCGAUAAUGUUACUGUACAUUAGCAGUCCAACAUUCAUUGGACGGACAUUUGUGAUAUCAUGCAGCAGUAAAGAUUCCAUCGCUCGUCUUAAAGCAAACAUUCUCCACAUUCUUUACGAAAUGGGCCGAGGAUCCCACCAGUUUCGUCUGAAGUUCAAAAGCCAGUACUUAAAGGACUCUUCGACAAUUGAGGACUACGGCAUUAUUGAUAGCCACGUGAUCAACAUGAUUCCACUGUCCAACAAGUCCUUUACUGAGCACCCUCUCAUGUCCUCAGCUUCAUCACUUCAAUCAAGAGAGAAUGAAGACACUUUACAACGGAUGCUGUUCAGGGAAGUUAAUACAUUGAAACGGCGAGAGAAGCUAUGCAACGAGAUGCAGGUCUGGAUCUGGGCUCUGUUCGUGUUUGGUUUUAUAACAUUCCUCACCGAAUAUUGGUACACAGGGUUCUACAAAUGUGUUUUUGCUAUCUUGGCUCUCUACUUCACUCCCAAAUACACACGACUCUCUGGGUUUUAUCUCCGAAUGAACGAAAGGAAUGAUUUACGGAUACUGGUGAUCUCACUCUUUGCUCUAGCAAUGUUCUUAUCUAACCUCGGAUUGCUAACAAGCUUACACGAGAACAUUUGCCCCUACAUUACUGAACUACCAUCCCUACCCUGCUCGGAGAUCGUCUACUUCUCUUUUGCACUUUAUGUUCUCGAAUCAAUCGGUUACUUUGGAUUUUUCGUGCUGGCUACACUACUGAGCUGGAAUUUCAAGUUCCAGAUUGGAAACUACAUCGAACCGGUGCUUGUGGAAAUAAGAGACAUUAAGUACAUAUUUGCAGCAGCAAAAAGUAAAAGUGUAAAAGAGCAAAGAAGUGCUGGGUUGGAUCUGGCGAACCUAGCCGCUUCCAGUGUAGACAACAAGUUCGCUUUAGUUGCUGAGGGAGGAUUACAGGUCCUGAUAGACCUAGCAUUAUCAGAAGAUGAAGGUAUCCGAGGAUAUGCAAUUGAAGCUAUUUCAGAACUCCUCACCAUAAAAUCUAUUCAGAACGAGUUUGUUGAAAUAGGAGGAGUGAACACACUAAUGUUCGCUCUACACUCCACUGAUACCCACAUAGUUAAAGAGAGCUUGCUGGCUAUUUGUCAACUUUGUCAAGAUAACGAGGAUGUUAUGGUUCAUGUGCUCGGUGAAAAUGGGAUGGAUGACCUGUGUCACGUGAUCAACACAUGUAGGAUGGACUGUGUCAGACUUGUAGCGGGCAUCUUCCUUGAUGUUAGCUUCUGUGAUAAUUUACGGGGGGAGCUACUGAAACAUAGGAAAUACGUGCCAGUAUUUGAACGGAUGAUCAGGUGUUCUGACGCUAUCACCCAACAACUUUGUUUACAAACACUAGAGAUGAUAGCCCUUACUUCACCUGCAGCUAUCACAGCUCAUACAUCCUUUAUUGCUCCGUUGUUAGCGAGCAUCAGUAAAGGGUCUGACGUUCAAGUGAAGACGAUAUCAGCAAAACUUCUACUUUACUUCGUGGAUAAUACCGAGACGAUGAAAGAUGUACUGAAGUGCAGUGUGGACAUUAAAGAAGUUCUGCUUAAACUGGUUACCAACCAGGAUAAUAUUAUGCAGUGUGUUGCCGCAAAGAUCCUCUUUCUAUUGGUGGAAAAUGACAGGGAGUUGCUGUAUGAUGACAGAACUAUGGAUCUGGUCCAGUCUCUCAGAAUAAACGCAGUUGACCAGGAGGCCUGGAUGUUGAGUGACAAGAUCCUGGUAAUGAGGGACGGGGUUAGUGUACAGUAAAACUCCGAUUUACUGCACCCCGAUAUACUGCAGCUGUUUUCUUCCCCAAAGCCAAACUCCGCGGAAAAUCGGGGGUUAGUGACACAAGAUAACCGCUCCACUCUGAUGACUGUGAUCACUACUAUUAUAUGAGUUUUCUUUACGGAGACAACAAAUUACUUUUUGCGUUCAGUAGCCCCCGUGAAAAGCUAAGGUAUAGAGUGAUUACUCAGUAAGAGUAGAGAACGCUUAAGUUCCACUUUUUGCAUGUCGAGUAGAUUUGCGAUGCCUCAUAUAGACUACUGAGAUACAGUAUGGUUUGCUGUGCUACUUUAGAUACAUACCCAACAAUAUUAUAUUCAUUGUUAGCUUUUUAUUGAUUUGAUAUUUGACCCAGAAUUGAGUUUACAAUUAGUAGUCGUUUGCAACCAUGAUUUUUAUUCUUAUUUAUAAAGUUUAUUUUAAUAUUUUAUAGACUGUUGUAUUUUUAAAUGAGAAAUUGACUGGCGAAUUAAUCAAUUAGAACUGUGACUGUGUCAGAUCAGGCUUAAUUGAAAUAUGAGUUGUAAAUAAUA